This is a messenger RNA of Haliotis rufescens (red abalone), 3255 nucleotides long. RefSeq names its product zinc finger Y-chromosomal protein 1-like. Gene Ontology annotation, cellular component: nucleus. The coding region runs from base 196 to 2811 and encodes 871 amino acids. Gene Ontology annotation, biological process: regulation of transcription by RNA polymerase II. The transcript has 4 exons. Gene Ontology annotation, molecular function: RNA polymerase II transcription regulatory region sequence-specific DNA binding; DNA-binding transcription factor activity, RNA polymerase II-specific. The record is from RefSeq and is a predicted model, not a curated record. Lineage: Eukaryota; Metazoa; Mollusca; Gastropoda; Lepetellida; Haliotidae.
AUGGCAGGCAAAAACGUAACCAAUCAAAUCCGACCUGCGAAAAGCCUCGUGCGAUAUCGUUUUAUAACAGAUAUUUUUCAUGUAGAAGAUUGACACAAAGACAUUUUGCACCAACAUCGAUGUAUUAGAACAUUACUUCAGAAGAGGUCUUCAGCAACCCAUGCUUUCCGCAAAAGUUUGUCCUCUGGGUGAACAAUGGAUGAGGACACAGAAGGGGACAAGAUGUCCGAGGAGGACAUGAACUGGGAGGACUUCAUGAACGUGGUCACCACCUACAGCUGCAAGUUCUGCACCUUCACCUGCACAGCUCCAUCAGACAUGGGCAGACAUGUCAAGAGGAUUCACAUGCCCAGGAAGAUCACUUCGUCUCCAACGCAAUCAGAUAGCCCUCCAGGAAUGGCUGUUGUCAAUCCAUCACUUGUAAUGGACCCGGUGACACCUUCAGAAGUGGAUGAUGCCACAGUGGAUGCAUCGGUUUGUCCAUCAGAGGCUGCUAGUGCAGAAUCAGAACUUGAGGGUGUUUCUGAAGUCACAGGAACUAUUGUGGGGGAGGUGUCCUCGGAAGGAGUCCUUACACCAUUGCAAGACCUGGAAGUAAAAGGUCCUGAGGAUGAAGAAAUAGAGGAUGGUGAUGUUGCUCCAGUGGCUCUAGCUAUUACUAGUGAGGCUAAUGGGCAAGGACGACAGUUUAUUAUAGUGGAAGAAACACCUUCUGAAGGAACUGUAGUUUUGCCUAAUGGCUUGAAUCCUGAUGCUGAAGAUGGCAGUGGCACGGUUUUAACUAUUUCAUCAAAUUCCACCACUCAAGCAUCAGUAACUUUGCCUGCUAAUGCAAUACAAACUCUAGGCCUCAGUGGGGCAGUAUAUAAUCCUAACAUUGGUCAGUACUCUGUAAUAGCAGAAUACCCUGUAGCUAAUGGUAACCAAGCAUCAGCUCCUGUAACUAAGGAGUUGUUUCUGUGUGGGCAGUGCAGUUCAGGUUUUGGCAGUAUUGAUGAGUGUCGAGAACAUAUGAUCACAGCUCACAGUGCCCUCCUAGCUGGUGGAGAAAAUGGUGAACAAGAGGCAUCAGGUCUUGUCAGUGUUGGCACUCAGGUCGCACAGAAGAAGAAGCCAGGGAGGAAGAGGAAGUCUACCCUUCCAGCUACACCCCCAAAAGCCAAAGAUCCUGAUGAGGAUGACGACGACUGGGAGCCAGGGUAUGACAUCAAUGGAGGCAGAGAGAGUCGCAAAAAGAGAAAGAUUCGACCUCCAAGAGCUCUGAAGGAAGACUACUUUCUUGGAAGGAGGAAGAAAAAGAAGAGAGAGAGAAGAACCUACACUGAGGCUUAUACACUAAAGUGCAAGCUGUUUGGCUGUCACGCAAAGUUCAAGGCACAAAGUGCUCUAGACAUGCAUGUGAAGUGUCACAAUGAUAAGGAUUUUAACUUUUCUUGUAUUGAAUGCCAGGAACAGUUCGAUCUUUGGAAGAACUUGAGGAUUCAUUUGUGGAAGAAGCAUGAGGUUGACUGUGACUUGUUUGAAUGUGAGCUGUGUGGAUCAAAGACUGACACCUAUCACAAGCUGACAAUCCACAAGGAGAUACACAGCGAAAACCGACCCUACACUUGCGAUAUAUGUGGCAAGGGGUUCAAACAGUUCAGCCAGAUGCGGAACCAUCAGGUCAUCCACACGGAACACAGGGUGAAGGAGCCGGAACGCUGGUACAGCACAAAGCAGUGUGAAGUGUGUAAGAGGGUGUUUGCCAACCGAAAAUGUCUGAAGAAACACAUGCAAGCUGUUCACAGUAAGGAGAAGCCCUAUGUGUGCCCCUACUGCGGCCACGCAGCCUCCAGGAAGGCUAUGCUGGAGCUUCAUGUCCGAACACACACCGGGGAGAAGCCUUUCAAGUGUGAUGUUUGUCCGUAUGCAACUGGUGACCACAACUCACUCCGUCGUCACAAGAUGCGGCACACAGGACAGAAGCAGUAUAAAUGCCAGUAUUGUCCCUACUCCUGUAUUCAGGCCAUCUCCCUGAAAACACACAUGAAAAACAAACAUCCAGGCCAAGAAGGCAUCUAUGCUUGUGACACUUGCAUCUUCCGAACAGUCAACAAACAGAGUUACCAACAACAUUUGCUUGACCACAAGAAUGGCCUUGUCCCUGAAGUAAAGCCGACUGCCAAGCAGGUGCUUGUCCAGAACGCUUCCGAUGUGGCUGGUCAAGCUCAUGCUGUUGUCAUAGGGGAAAGUCAGAGUCCGGAAGCUAUGGCUGUGGAGAUGCAAGUCCAGACAAUGGCCAGUGGGGAGGCCCAGAUCAGUGCUGAGGAUCUAGCCAAGCUGUCCAACUGUGAAGGCCUGGUUUCAGGGGAUGUCUCAGCAGCAUCUCUGAUCUACCAGGCCCUCAGUGCUAUUUCCCAGAACCCACAGCACACACAAGGCAAUGCCACCCAGUCGGCUCACAUUCUUGGCGGUGUACAGACUCUUAUCAAAUCGUCCUCCACAGAGCAGGGGGUGACGACCCACACCAUCACAUUCCAUGUCCCUGCUGGAGGUGGAGGAGGAGAAGGAGGAGAGGGGGCUGAAGAGGAGGGCAUGGAGGCAACGGAACAGGUUUAUUUCGAACAGCCAAUGGAGGUGAUCGAGGCGCUCCAGCGUGCCAGUAGUCAGCAGGCGGAGCUGAUCGAUGGGUCUCAGGGCAACCUCCCGACUGUCAUCACUAUGGAGGCCAGUGAGGCAGAACUGGAAGGGAUGAAUCUCAAUCUGGUUCCUGUCACCACGUCUGAGGGGACGAUCCUAGUUCAGCAACAUACGGCUUCUAUAGAGAGCUGACAACUUAUGUCCAAAUUCUGAUUACAUGUUCGAUGCUAUUUAUUACUUUCAACAUUGCACUUUCAUACAUUGUUAUAAUGCAACUAUCAAUGGUUUUCUACAGACAUCCAGAGGUGAAGUGGCGGCGGGGUUAAAGUGGUCGCUCGUCACAACGAAGGUUCGAUUCACUUCAUGGUACAAUGUGUGAAGCAUAUUUCUGGUGUCCUUCGCUGUGAUAUUGCUGGAAUAUUGCUAAAAGCAGCGUAAAACCAUUCUCACUCAUCACACUCACUCCAGAGGUGAAAUAUGUACUGGUGUGUGAUACAGACUUGUGAAGUCGAAGAUGAAAUUUUGUUUGCAUGAAGACAGAAUGUUUUUUGAUUAAUUAUCUGUAAGGAGUUUCACUUUGAUGCACUUGAAAGUGGUUCAGGUAAUUUGAAAUAAUAAAUGCAUACAGUAUAUAUA